Messenger RNA from Formica exsecta, 3406 nucleotides. RefSeq names its product DIS3-like exonuclease 2. Gene Ontology annotation, cellular component: P-body; exosome (RNase complex). The coding region runs from base 376 to 3183 and encodes 935 amino acids. The record is from RefSeq and is a predicted model, not a curated record. Lineage: Eukaryota; Metazoa; Arthropoda; Insecta; Hymenoptera; Formicidae. Gene Ontology annotation, biological process: miRNA catabolic process; mRNA catabolic process. Gene Ontology annotation, molecular function: 3'-5'-RNA exonuclease activity; RNA binding. The transcript is spliced from 9 exons.
GUAUGAUGUAUGUUCAUACAUAAAGCUCAGUGAAAAUUGUCAGUGAAAAUUUUUAUGUUGGAACAUAAUCUCAGAAGAGGCUCCGCCUAUAUAUUAUAUGUCUAUAAAUUUUUAAAAAAUUUGGGUAGUAGGAUCCGAGUAUACAAAACGCAAGCAAAACGAACAGACCUUUUGUCGCGAUUGCGAUUAUUGUUAGACUCACAUGAAAAUGGCCAAGAUGAUAUCUUAUUUCGACCUAACCAAAAUUUUCCCAGAAUAUCCUUUAUCGUGUAUAAUAUGUGAAUUUAUUUCUUUUUCCUCAACGCGAUCUAAUAUAGAUAACAGAUACGGCUGUAAUCCUUAUAUCAUUGCUAUCGCCAACUGCUCUACGUCAUCAUGCCUAUAUAUUCACUGUUGAAAGCUGAUAAAAUGAAAAAAAUGCGACUUUCAUCUCGUCGUAAAAAAUAUCGCAGCAUUACGCAUUUGUGGUUAGAUUCCUUAACAGACGAAACAUUUGUUAUUCAAAACAAUGAAUUAGUGAAAUUUGCUGCACAAUUUGCGAAUAAACUCAAAGUGUCUUUCAGUCUCCAAUCAAUGAGAUGGAAAGGUACAAAGUACAAUAAGAUUUCAGCAGAUGAAAAUGAGGCACAAGCUGCAUCCAAUUUUUCGGAAGCUGUACAAGAUAAUAUGAAAGAUUUGACACAGCAUGGAAAUAUGUCGCAAGUCUCUUUGAAUCCUACAUCAAAAGCUAUAAAUCAUCUUAGUACUGUGCAGUGUAAAAAUAUAUUUAUGAAAACAAAAAGAAAAGAAGAUGGUAUUUUGAUAUCUACUAACGACGAAUGGAAAACUAAUAGUUUAGUUACAGAUCAGGCCAUCAUGCAUGAUAAAUUGACAAGGAAAUGUUGGAAGAAAAAUGAAACAAAAACACAAGUAACGACAAUAAUAAAUGAAUCAAGUACGGAUAAUAUAUCAAAGGAACAUUAUUAUAAGAGCAAGGAAAUUAUAAAAAGCAAGACAGUACAAAAAGAAAAAAAUCCACAGAAAACAUUGAAAACAAAGCAAAUAUUUUCAGAUUAUAUAUCUUUAUCAAAAAUGAAGAAAAUUUUGAAAAAGCAAACUUUUAACAAUGUACAAUAUGUAAAAGGAAAUCUUCGUGUGAAUCCUACUUCUUGUAAAUAUGCUUACUUACGUAUGGAAAAUGAUGAAGAGCGCGAUUUGUUAAUUAUUGGUACCCAUAACAGAAAUCGUGCUUUUAAUGGAGAUUUAGUUGUAGCGCAUGUAAAUCUUGAAAAAUAUUGGUAUAAAUUUCCCAAUGGGCAAAUACAAAAAACUGGUAAAGUUGUUUGUAUAUUAGAGAAAGUACAUUCAAGAAGAGCAAUUGGAUACUUGAGAAAAAAAGAUUCCCUUGUACUGUUUCAUCCAAAAGAUCAAAGAAUACCAUUGGUAGUUCUUGAAUCGAUACCAUCUUUAUAUCAUAGCCAACCUGAGCUUUACAAGAAUAUGAUGUUUCUUGUUAAUAUCGAUUCCUGGGAACAGUUAUAUGCAUCUGGACGAAUUCUUUCGGUAGUCGGUGAAACUGGCGAAAUAGAAACAGAAUUACAGGCAUUAAUACUUGGACAUAAUUUAGAUGUAUCACCAUAUCGAAAAGAGUUAUUGGAAGAACUGCCAGGUAGUGAUUAUAUUUUAACAGAUGCUGAUAUAAAGGAUAGGGAAGAUUGGAGGCAUGAAUGUAUUUUCACGAUAGAUCCUGCAACAGCUAUUGAUAUGGAUGAUGCCAUUUCUUGUAAAGUCUUGGACAAUGGAAACUAUGAAGUUGGAGUGCAUAUAUCGGAUGUUACACACUAUUUAAAAUUUUUUUCCCCGCUAGAUAUGGAAGUUUCUAAACGAGCUACUAGCAUUUAUUUGCCACAUACCACAUACCACAUGUUACCUGAAAAGCUCUGUCAAAUCUGUUCCUUAUCAGCUGGUGAAGAUAAAUUAGCUUUUUCCAUAAUCUGGGAAAUGACAUCAGAUGCUGAAAUUGUGAAACAUCGUUUUGCAAAAACUGUAAUAAGGUCAUGUUGUCAAAUGUCCUAUGACAUGGCUCAAGCCAUGAUUGAAAAUCCAGGAAAGAGUCAGUUCAAAGAUUUUCUCGAUACAAAAGGAAAUUACACAAUGUCGUCAUUGUCCAAUAUAGUGAAUAAUUUAUUUAAAUUAUCCAAUCAAUUGCGAAAUAAACGAUUUGAUAAUGGUGCACUCAGGUUAGAUCAACCAAAGUUACAGAUAUGUAUGGAUACCAUGCUCAGUCAAGAACACAAAAUCCCAAUGCCUGUAAAUUAUCGUCUAGAGGAAAAGAAAGAUAGUAACAGUCUUAUAGAAGAAUUUAUGCUGCUAGCAAACAUAACAGUUGCUGUAAAAUUGUAUACUGCAAUUCCUGAAACAGCUUUAUUACGUAUUCAUAGAGAUCCGUCCAAAUAUUCUCUUAAUACAGUUUGUGAUACAUUGCGAAAAUAUGGAAUUCAUUUGGAUGGCGAAACAGCUAAAAACUUACAGGCCAGCAUCCGUCGCUAUGAUCCAGAAUAUAAUGCUACCUUAGUUAAUAGUUCUAUGAAAUACAUUAUGAUGGUUAUCAUAAAUUUGUGUUCAAAAUCUAUGACGCGUGCGGAAUACAUAUGUACAUCUACCAUUUCUUCAUUGCAAGAUUUGAGACAUUACGCAUUAAAUGUGCCGCUUUACACACACUUUACCUCUCCUAUUCGUAGAUAUUCCGAUUGUAUAGUUCAUCGUUUGCUUUAUGCAGCAAUAGAAGAUAAAUCUUUAUCAAAGGAAUGGACAGCUAAGUUGUGUUCAAAGCUUGCAGCCAAUUGCAAUGAAAAGAAGUACAGUGCAAAACUAGUGCAAGAACAGAGCAUAGAAUUAUUCUUUGCAUAUAUGGUGGGUCUUGCAGAUGGUUUUGAAACUUUAGCUACUGUAUUGUAUGUGAAGGAAGAAGGAAUAGAAGUUAUUCUCUGUGAUACUGGCAUAAAAUUAAAAAUAGACCUUAAAGAAAUGGAAUAUACUGUCACGGUAGAGUAUGUAGUGAAUUAUGUACCAACUAUAAUUGUUAAAUGGAAAAAACCUUCCAUUGAACAGGAGAUUAAUUUAUUCAGUUUGGUACAUGUACGAGUAGAGAAAAUUAAAGAAGAAUUGCGCUUAAAAGCAACUCUUCUGCCACCGCCACAGUAAUAGACGAAAAUUUAUAUUUUCAUAUAAUUUUUUUUAUAUCAUUGACUGCAUGAUAUUUAUAUCAUGUGAUAGAAUUAUUACAAUGACGAUAAAUUUUCUAAUAAUAUAUACAUAAAGUGAGGUAUCUGUGUAUGUAUCAUUGAAAUUAUAUUAAAUCGACGAAUUUGGAAGAUCACAGAUUACAUGUACAUAUAAUUAUUCAAAAUAUAGAAAGCACAGAGAG